This is a messenger RNA of Helianthus annuus (common sunflower), 1693 nucleotides long. Its product is annotated as adenine nucleotide transporter BT1, chloroplastic/mitochondrial. Gene Ontology annotation, biological process: transmembrane transport. The transcript is spliced from 4 exons. NCBI's taxonomy places the organism in Eukaryota, Viridiplantae, Streptophyta, Magnoliopsida, Asterales, Asteraceae. Bases 369 to 1532 code for a protein of 387 amino acids. The record is from RefSeq and is a predicted model, not a curated record.
CUAUAAAAUUUCAACAAAAUCAGUUUUAUCAUAAAACCGAAUCGAACCGAACCGAAAAAGUAACUUCAAUCAUCUUUGUAGUUUGGGAUUCUUGAUAUAAAAUUAGGUCAUAUCGUCAAAUAUGUAUCACCCAACGACUCACUUGUCGUCAAACCAAGAACACUAACCUUUUCACCAAACUCCCACACUGUUCUCUCUCUCUAUAUCUCUGCAAUUCGUAUAUAUAUAUAGAGAGAGAGAGAGGGACCAUCAAGUAAACGAAUGAGUGAAUUGGGCUUCUGACUUCCAUUUUCAACAAGCAACUCGCCUGACAAAAAAAAAAAAAAAACACCUUUGUGGGGUUUAUUGCUAUCUUGUUGGUGAGUUGAAUGGAUUCAAGAAGUUUAUUGGAGAAUAAUGGAGAUGGGUUGUUCCCAAAUUCAGGAAUAGGGUUUCUUUGGUGUCCUAGAGAUGAUAAUUUAUCUCAAUCUGGAGCCUUUUUCGCUAGUGUUGGGCAAAUGGGUAGGGGCAGUUUUGGAAGUAUAAAUGAUAAUGAAGGUGUCAAACUUCCAUGUUUAUCGAAGGUUGUUUCGACACCCGAAUCCAGAUUUAUGGUUCUUGAGGUACCGAAAGUGGAGGAAAAAGGGGCCUUUUUGAAGAAGAAAAGUGGGUUGAAGUUGAAGAUCAAGAUUGGGAAUCCGUCGUUGAGGAGGUUAAUUAGUGGUGCGAUCGCUGGAGCGGUUUCGAGGACGUGUGUUGCUCCGUUAGAGACGAUAAGAACUCAUUUGAUGGUCGGGAGUGCGGGGCAUUCUACUACUGAAGUUUUUCAAGAUAUUAUGCAUACCGAAGGUUGGACUGGCCUCUUCAGGGGUAAUUUGGUCAAUGUGAUUCGUGUCGCCCCUAGCAAAGCAAUUGAGUUAUUUGCGUACGAUACUGUCAAGAAAAGCUUGACUCCUAAAUCGGGAGAAAAGUCAAAGCCCCGUAUACCUGAGUCAUUAAUUGCAGGUGCUGCUGCUGGAAUUAGCUCCACCAUAUGUACCUACCCUCUUGAAUUACUCAAGACCCGACUCACGGUCCAGAGGGGCGUGUAUAAAAAUCUUGUAGACGCGUUUUUAAAGAUUGUGAAAGAAGAGGGCCCCGCAGAACUCUACCGAGGUCUCACACCAAGUUUAAUCGGUGUAGUCCCGUAUGCUGCUACAAACUAUUUCGCAUACGAUACAUUACGGAAGACAUACAAGAAAUUCUUGAAAAAAGAUGAUAUUGGAAAUAUCGCAACUUUGUUAAUCGGGUCAGCGGCUGGUGCGAUUUCAAGUAGCGCCACUUUCCCACUUGAAGUGGCCCGAAAACAUAUGCAAGCAGGUGCUGUAAAUGGGCGGGUCUAUGAUAACAUGCUUCAUGCACUUUUAACAAUUCUUGAAAAAGAAGGGGUUGUGGGUUUGUAUCGUGGGCUGGGCCCGAGUUGUGUAAAAAUAGUUCCGGCUGCUGGGAUUUCGUUCAUGUGUUAUGAGGCGUGCAAGAAAAUAUUAGUCGAGAAAGAAGAUGAUGAACCGUAGGUGAAGUCGAGAGAUAUGGUUGGUUUUGUUUUGUUUCUUGAAAGAUAAUAAAGAUUUAGUUUUUGUUCAUGGGAUGUUGGUCUAAUGAUCCAUAUGUGAUUCAAAGGGAUACUUGGAUGUUAGAUCAUUGAUUUAGAAUGAGAAAUUUACAUUUUGGAUUA